Messenger RNA from Podarcis raffonei (Aeolian wall lizard), 3543 nucleotides. It is a transcript of the gene SLC35E2B, whose product is annotated as solute carrier family 35 member E2B. The record is from RefSeq and is a predicted model, not a curated record. Gene Ontology annotation, molecular function: antiporter activity. The coding region runs from base 283 to 1527 and encodes 414 amino acids. Gene Ontology annotation, cellular component: Golgi apparatus. The transcript has 9 exons. NCBI's taxonomy places the organism in Eukaryota, Metazoa, Chordata, Lepidosauria, Squamata, Lacertidae.
GGAGGAGCCCUUUGCAGACCAGGCGGGGCUUCUCCAUCCGCGGAGGCGGCCGUGAUCAUGGCUGCGGAAGGGGAAGGCAAGACUUGUCCGGGACCCCAGGCAGGGAAUGGAAGUGUACUCUGGAAAGAGCACUUGAAGUUCCCUGUGAGCAAGAACAACUUUGGAGGAUAGCCUGUGUGGACUGCUGGAGGCGCUGAACCUUUCUCCCCACUUAAGCAGAGCUUCGCAUUUGGCCGAUGUUCUCUGGGCCCAGACAACCAGCUGUUGUUUUGGGGCCUCAAGAUGGCCUCCCUCGCAAGUGUCCAGAAUUUGGAGAAUGCUGACGGUGUCGCCGCUUCUGCUUCUCUCCUGGAGGAGAAGCCCAAAAGCAAAGGGUUUUUCAAGCUCGGCUCCUUCUUCCAUUCCCGGAACGAGAAGUACGUCAUCACCAGGAGCGAAAGCGUCCCGGAGGAGAACGUUUUGAAGAUCACCAUCACCGAAACCACUGUCAUUGAGUCGGACCUGGGCAUCUGGAACUCCCAUGCACUCAUCUACCUCACCUUGUGGUUUUUCUUCAGCUUUUGCACACUUUUUCUUAACAAGUACAUCCUUUCACUGCUGGAAGGGGAGCCGAGCAUGCUGGGCGCCGUUCAGAUGCUGUCUACCACUUUCAUCGGCUGUGUCAAAAUGUUUGUCCCUUGCUGCCUCUACCAACACAAGACCCGCGUCUCAUACCCUCCCAACUUCCUCAUGAUUAUGUUGUUUGUCGGGCUGAUGAGGUUUGCAACUGUGGUCUUGGGCCUAGUCAGUCUGAAAAACGUAGCUGUCUCCUUUGCUGAGACAGUGAAAAGCUCCGCCCCCAUUUUUACCGUCAUCAUGUCCCGCAUGAUUUUAGGAGAGUACACAGGAUUGCUCGUAAACCUGUCUCUUCUCCCCGUCAUGGGAGGGCUCGCUUUGUGCACUGCGACGGAGCUGAGCUUCAACGUCCUAGGCUUCUCGGCAGCUUUGUCUACAAACAUCAUGGACUGCUUGCAGAACGUUUUCUCCAAAAAACUGCUCAGCGGAGACAAGUAUCGCUUCUCCGCUCCUGAGCUUCAGUUCUACACCAGUGCAGCCGCAGUGAUCAUGCUGAUUCCAGCUUGGAUCUUUUUCAUGGACGUGCCAGUAAUUGGGAGAAGCGGGAAGAGCUUCCAGUACAACCAGGACGUCGUCGUGCUGCUUCUGAUAGACGGAGUGCUGUUUCAUCUCCAAAGUGUUACGGCCUAUGCCUUGAUGGGGAAGAUUUCCCCUGUGACUUUCAGCGUUGCCAGCACAGUGAAGCACGCCCUGUCCAUCUGGCUGAGCAUCAUUGUGUUUGGCAACAAGAUCACCAGCCUCUCAGCCAUCGGGACUGUCCUGGUGACGAUUGGGGUUCUGCUCUAUAACAAGGCCAAGCAGCACCAGCAAGAGACCAUUCAGAGCCUGGCAGCAGCUUCUCCCCAGGCUUCCCAGAGCUUGAACGAAGACACCGAACCACUGAUUCCCAAGGACUUGAAGCCCUACGAAUGAGGCCACCCUCUGUCCCUCUGCCACAACUUUGCUGCAGAGAAGCAUGGGGUGUUUUUAUUGGGGGUGGGGUGUCAAGUAUACAAUCCCAGCGAUUAACGGGGCUGUGGGCACUUGCUGGGGGCAAGGCCCUUUUUCUGCGGUUGAGAAAAAUGAAUUGCACGUCAACAUACACAGAGAGAGAGAGAGCUCUUUGGGAAGUGGAUGUAUAGAAUGGAAACGUAUGGACUUUGGACUCUGUCUAAAGAGCGUGCAAAUGUCAGGCGGUUGCUCGGGGCCCAGCCUCCACCAAAGCAAUGUGAAAUACAGCAAGUUUCCCCAUCGUCGGCACAGCGCCGCCGACCCAUCUCAUCCGCUGCAGAGACUUGAGCUGAAAUAUCUGUGUUUCGAAAAGACUAUGAAGCAACGGUCAGUUGGGAUAGGGGAAGGUCAGCCACCACUUCAGCCCAAAAGCCCAGGACGGUCAAGAGCGUUGUUUUCUGGAGAUUCAAAACCAGCAAAAGGUGGACCGGUUUGGGGCUGUGGGGAUUCUUAACCACUAGCAUGUUGCGUGACAGAUGUGCACCCCAUCAUCCCCGAGCCCCAAACACACAAUGGACUGAAAAGGGGGGAUACCACUAUCUCACUUUCUCUUAUUGGCAAAACCCUCCAGAGACCUUUCAGCCAUCAAAGAGAUGAUAUCAUCAGUUCUGAUAGCAAUCCUCCACACCCACACCCACACACACACACACACACACACACAAUUUUGGUAGCCAUCUUCUUUUACACACACACACACACACACCCCAAGUUUAAUUUCUAGGUGCCUUCCGAAGUGAAAUGUACGUUAUUAAAAGCAUGGCUGGGAAAUAUUUUGCACUAGAGGUCAGGUAAGUGGGCAGCUUUGAACGUCUUAUCUCACCCCACCUUCAGUUUUGAGACUGUGUAGGUAGGCAAUAAAUAACAGACUCUUGGAAAAUGUGGGGAUACCAGCUUGAUACACAUAGCAAAGCUUGCUUCUGAGAAUUAUGAACUGGGAACCAAAGGAAGGAGAAGCAGGGUCCCUUUUGUUUUAAACGGAAGAAAGAAAAAUAAGGGGAAAAUGGCAGAGGUGUUCCUACCUUCUCAUGAGGUUUCAGGUUAGUUCACAAGGUUGUAACAGCGGGGUGGGGGGGUGGGACACUGGGGUUUUCCAGUUCUGUUCUGGGUCAAUGGCUGUAGUCCACAACUAGCACAGCCAGAAAUUAGCAUUGAGAAGGAAGCAGAGGCUGGUGGGUUGUAGCCCCUGCUUGCCCUACUUAGAGGAGACCCACCAAAGUUAAUAAGCAGGACUCGCUUAUUUCACUGAGUCUUCUCUGAGUAGAGCUAAAGUUGGAUGCAGCCCAUAGGAGCAAAGGAAGCUGAUUCAUACUGUGUCGGCUCAGUGUUGUCUGCACUGACCGGCAGCAAUUCCAGUGUUUCAGACAGGACUGUUCCCAGCCUUACCUGGAGAUUCCAGGGGUUGAACCUUCGGCAUGCAAAACAGAUGCUGUAACACCUGAGCUGCAUCCUUCCAGGUAGAAGGUGACAGGACAGACUCUCUGCCUGCGAACUCACAAGUAGACAGCAGCAAGCCAGCAUAGACAGUGGUCUAAGAUUUGGCAUGAUUUUGAGUAGGUUUGCAUGAAAUUUUGUACACCGCCUUGCAAGGACAAUUGCACCCUAAAAGGCAUUUUAUAAGUUAUAUAUGGUGCCAUCCUAAUGAUGUCUACUCAGAAGUAAGCCUUCCUUAAUUCAGUGGGGCUUCUUCCCAGGUAGGCACGGUAUAGGACAGCAGCCUGUAAGAAUGAAUUAAAAUAGGUCUUUGCUAUCUAUGUUUUGUGCUGGAUAGAACGGGAAAGAGGGAGAGAGCCCAUAAGCUAGGACCUCCCUGGCCCACAGAGAUGUGGUUGCAAAUGGUAAACAGGCUUAACUUUAGGGUUGCGCUGCCCAAUACUGUUUAGUAUUGUGUUACAUUUCAGCAGGGACACCUGCCCUUUUGCAAAAAAAGCAAAAAGAAAA